Messenger RNA from Daphnia pulex (common water flea), 3581 nucleotides. It is a transcript of the gene Regnase-1, whose product is annotated as probable ribonuclease ZC3H12C. The transcript has 6 exons. Gene Ontology annotation, molecular function: four-way junction helicase activity; mRNA binding; metal ion binding. NCBI's taxonomy places the organism in Eukaryota, Metazoa, Arthropoda, Branchiopoda, Diplostraca, Daphniidae. The coding region runs from base 273 to 3032 and encodes 919 amino acids. Gene Ontology annotation, cellular component: Holliday junction helicase complex; nucleus; cytoplasmic ribonucleoprotein granule. Gene Ontology annotation, biological process: DNA repair; DNA recombination. The record is from RefSeq and is a predicted model, not a curated record.
CUGGUUGUGGCCGCCGUGAGAGAAAGGAACAGCACUCUCUCUCGAUGGAAAUAAGGCGAACCGGAUGUUCUAGCCUUAUCUCUUUUGUCUCUUGCUUCUCUACUCUAGAGACGGAAAGCUCAGUAAGACUAAAACAACCUGAUUGAAACGGUCGCUUAUACAUUUCGCUGUCGCUCCUACGGAUUUAUCUGUGAUGUGUUUACCUGAGUUUUAAUAAUAGUGUCAUAUUUAGUGUUUUGUUUCCUUUUUCCCUACUUACCAACAGUUGAAUUAUGCUUCUGCGAUUUGAUUCUACGUUGGCUCAGCACGGUCCGAUGACAUGGAUCCCGUCCGGUUCGUCUUCUAGUACCGAUCGAUUCUUACCGCCUCUACCAGUGCUGGCUCAUCUUCCUCCGCCAUAUUCUCUCUUGUUCCCGCCUCCUCCGGCCGCUGAAAUGGAAGAAACAGACCCGUCGCCUACUGCGCACAAACCCUGUCUGGCAGCCAAACGGCCCUUAAUGGCCCCUUACAGCGAAGCGGCUAAAGCCUUACUCAGUUCACCUCUUCCGCCUGAAUUGGUCGUCGACUUUAAAGGUUGCAGCACGUCGUCGACAGCGUCGCCUACCAUUUCGCUGCGCAAUUCAACUUCGGAAAAUAACGUUCAUCACCUUCCAGCCGAGAGUGGCGAUCGAAGAUUGGACGGAACCGGAUCCAAUCUCGCUUGCCGGACACUCAGCGAUGGUGCUCGGAAGAGUUAUGCCCGUCGCAAACUGGAAUCAGAGGACUCGAGUUACGAUUCCGAUUACGAGUGUUCCGAUAGCCUUAACUUGGCAUUGACAGGUCUGUCAGGUGACCUUAUCCAAUCGGUUGCGGGUGUGGCUCAACAGCACGAAGACAUUUCCCGGACUGUGUCCGACACCCUGGCCGCCGAGUUCAAUGAAUACGUCUGCAUCUACAAUCCGUCUUUCCAGAGGUUGAAGGAAACGGCACGCGAUGAUUCCGACGACUCCGACGAGAGUCCCCUCGCCUGUGCCACUGACCCGUCUUAUUCGAAUCGGGUCGAAUUUGCCUUAAAAUUAGGUUAUACCGAGCAGCAAGUUCAAAAAGCUUUGGUCAAAUUGGGGCAACCAACCCAGAAUGAACUUUUGGCCGAACUCAUUCGUUUGGCAUCUCUAGCCGGACCAGGGUCGACGGAAGGAAUCGAAUCACAGUCGGAUUGUGUUCGAUCGCAUCGUCCAUUGUCCAUCACUAGUUCAGAUGAGGCGGUGCUAAGGCAUGUCGUCAUCGAUGGAAGCAACGUAGCCAUUAGCCAUGGCAACAAGGAAAUUUUCUCAUGUCGAGGAAUCCAGCUGUGUGUAGACUGGUUCCGCGCCAGAGGUCACCGUGAAAUAACCGUCUUCGUUCCCAUGUGGCGGAAAGAAACGUCUAAAAUUGACGCGCCCAUAGCCAAUCAAGAGAUUUUGCUGGAAUUGGAAAAGGAACGAAUGCUGGUUUUCACUCCGUCAAGGCAAGUCGGUGGCCGUCGUUUGGUUUGCUACGACGAUCGGUACAUUUUACGAUUGGCGGCCGAGACGGACGGCAUUGUCGUAUCCAACGACAACUACCGCGAUCUGGUGUCUGAAAACCCAGAAUAUCGAAAGAUAGUCGAAGAGCGCAUCCUGAUGUACUCGUUCGUUAACGAUCGGUUUAUGCCGCCUGAAGAUCCUUUGGGUCGUAAUGGACCCAAGCUGGAUCGCUUCCUGCGCAAACUUCCAGCCAAGGGAUCCGCAGAAGCUACUGCCCCUCCGUGUCCGUAUGGCAAAAAAUGUACCUAUGGAAACAAGUGCAAAUAUUAUCAUCCGGAGAGAGGCAAUGUCCCUCAGAAAACCAUCAGCGAACGGUUGGCCGAGCAGACGGUGGCAAGAAAAAUCCGCGAAUCUUCUCCGACAUGCAAAACGUUUAGUCUUCCGUUGACGAAAAAUUUUGCCAGCCCAACGGCCGGCAAACCGCCCAGUCCUGUGAAGAAAACGCCACUCGCACGGACGAAAUCAAUCGUGCCAACACUGUCACUUCUUCCUCCGGAAUUGACUGAAGAGAGACCAGUUCAAGACGGCCCUAAGCCGGAAGAGGCCGACACAAGGGCGCCUAUUCUCAAGAGCCGCAGUGUAGAAAACAUGGCCCGGCUUUCGCCAGUUCGGUCAGUGAUCCAAGCACAACAGCAAAUCCCUCACGGUCUAAUGCUUCACGCUCCUCCACCCGCUUUCUCCGUCCCUCCGCCACCAAUGACCAUGGAUGGAUUCGGAAGCAACAGUAUUAACUGGAACAGAAGCGGACAUGUCCCCUUGGGCCAACAGUUAUCAGAUCCGCCCUCCGUGACUUCUUCCAGCGGGGUAGAAGAGCCCGACGACUCUGCUCGACCUAAUCCGCACCGGAAGGUUCAACGUCAGCUGACAUUGAAUCCAUUGAACCCAGCAUGCGAUCCGCGAUUGUACACCUUAAAGGGCUUGGCUCCGCCUUAUCCGCCUCCGCCCAUUUCCGUCCAUUCGAUCGUCACUCGCAACGCAUCCGCUCCGGCACCAACGUCUCAACUUCACGCUCGCUCCCAUCCACAUGUGCAACCCGCAGGAUCCAACAAUCACAUGCAACGACUGAACAGCACAUCCGACACACAACUUAAUUUAUACGGGGCUGCUGCUGCUGCGUCGGCGGCCAUGCCCGGCUCGCAAGACUGGAGCUCACAGGGUCUGACAGAUCCUUUUGACGAAUGGACCAACUCUCCUCCUCCGCCAUUACCACCCGUUCAGCCGUCUCAACACAUGCAUCAACAACAACAUUCUUGGGCCAGCCGAACUUCCAGUCUGCCAGCUCAUCAACACCUGUCUUCAUCGCCGGUGCAAGCCUUCAACGAGAACGGGCCCAACAGUAAAAGCGAAGCACGUUACAAGCUCUUUUAUCACUUGGCUGCCAUCUUUCCUGAAGAGCAGGUGCGACAAGUGAUGUCACUGAUGCCUGACGAAACAAACGCCCAGAAAAUCUGCGCUGCCAUUUUGGCACUGUACCCCAAAGACAAUUAGGUCGAUCGGCAUCAAUUAAAUGCGUCAAAAAGUAUGUGCGUCCUAUUUCAAGUGUCUGUUCCCCGACAUCAGUAUUCGAUGCUGGGGAUUCAAGAUCGUCCUGAAGAGAAGUUCCUCCGUGGACUGUCAAAUGCCAUUAAAUGUGAAUGCCACUUUUGUUUAGUGACUUUGUUUGACAGUUUGGUUUGCCUCUUUCCAUAUGUUUGGCUCUUUCAAGUCUUGAACUUGACGAGAGCGUCGAAGAGCUCAGUUCAGUACUUGUCCAAUCCUUGUUGAAAGCGGCAUUGUAUAUUCCGUGGAUCAAGACUAUAAUCGUUUAUUUAUCCUGGAAAAAUCUCCGCUUUUGGGUCAAGUUUUAUUUACUACGAUACUGUGUAUCGUGGAAGUCUAUAUAAUUAUCUAUAUAUACUUGGUAUGAGGGGUUUUCACCCUGUCUUUCUCUCGUUCUCUACAAAUUUGGCUCUCUCCUUCUCCUGUUUACUUAUUUUUAAAAAAAUUUCGACAAUGUAUUAUGCCCAUCUUGAUUGAAUUAAAAUCGAUACACAUUUG